Molecule: messenger RNA, 1534 nt
Organism: Vigna radiata var. radiata (mung bean)
Lineage: Eukaryota; Viridiplantae; Streptophyta; Magnoliopsida; Fabales; Fabaceae
Product: protease Do-like 1, chloroplastic
Exons: 8
Coding region: 25-1299 (424 amino acids)
Biological process (GO): proteolysis
Molecular function (GO): protein binding; serine-type endopeptidase activity
Source: RefSeq, a predicted model, not a curated record
CAUUCCUCUGUCCAAGCAAAAACCAUGGCCACUUGUUCACUCAUUUCCACGCGCUUCCAUUCUCCUUCUUCUUCACUCUUUCGUUCUUCAACCAUCAAACCCACCACAACAAUUCAACUUUCCAAAACCCUUCAUCUUCACUAUCCCAACCUUUUCCUCCUUCGCCUCCCAUCACCAAAACUCACAAUACCCCUUUUACCCAAACUCUCCAUUCCCAAACCUCUUCUCCUUCUCUGCACUUCCCUCGCCCUCUCCUUCACUCUCCUCGUUUCCAACGCCGACUCCGCCGCCGCCUUCGUCGUCACCUCGCCGCGGAAGCUCCAGUCCGACGAACUCGCCACCGUUCGCCUCUUCCAAGAGAACACUCCCUCUGUUGUCUACAUAACCAACCUUGCUGUCAAGCAGGAUGCAUUCACGCUGGACGUCUUGGAGGUUCCCCAGGGAUCCGGGUCUGGCUUUGUUUGGGAUAAGAAUGGUCAUAUUGUGACCAAUUAUCACGUUAUUCGUGGUGCCUCUGAUCUCAAGGUCACUCUAGCCGACCAGUCAACUUAUGAUGCCAAAGUUGUUGGUUUUGACCAAGACAAGGAUGUUGCUGUGCUGCGUGUCGAGGCACCGAGCGACAAGCUCAGGCCUAUACCUAUUGGGGUCUCUGCUGACUUGCUUGUUGGUCAGAAGGUUUAUGCCAUUGGGAACCCGUUUGGACUAGAUCACACACUCACAACUGGGGUCAUCAGUGGUCUUAGGCGAGAAAUUAGUUCUGCUGCAACUGGUCGUCCAAUUCAAGAUGUCAUACAGACAGAUGCAGCAAUUAAUCCUGGUAACAGUGGAGGGCCUCUCUUAGAUAGUUCUGGAAACCUCAUUGGGAUAAAUACAGCCAUAUAUUCUCCAUCUGGCGCAUCAUCUGGUGUUGGAUUUUCUAUUCCAGUGGACACUGUAAAUGGUAUUGUUGACCAAUUGGUGAAGUUUGGGAAGGUUACAAGACCUAUUUUAGGGAUUAAGUUUGCUCCAGAUCAGUCUGUGGAGCAGUUGGGUGUAAGUGGAGUGCUUGUCUUAGAUGCUCCUGCCAAUGGUCCUGCUGGGAAAGCAGGCCUGCAAUCAACAAAGCGUGACUCGUAUGGUAGACUCAUUUUAGGUGACAUCAUAACGUCUGUGAAUGACAAGAAGGUCACUAAUGGAAGUGAUUUGUACAGAAUUCUUGACCAGUGCAAAGUAGGUGAAAAGGUGAUUGUUGAGGUUUUGAGAGGUGAUCACAAGGAGAAGAUCCCUGUCAUUCUGGAGCCAAAACCUGAUGAAUCAUGAUCACAAGGAUGAUAUAUAUAUACAAUUCACAUGCCAUUGCCAGAGAGUGAAUAAAGCUGUUUUAUGGGUAUUCUUUAGUUGUUGUAUCUUGCUUCAUAAAACAGCUCCAGUUGUACAUAUAUAUACAUACUAUGGAACUGAAAGCUCAUUAUCCUUUAACUUUUUCGUUUCUAAACAAUAAGUAGAGUUGGCAAACAAUAUAGAUUGAAUAAAUUUUAUUUUGAAUUAUAAUGAA